Belonocnema kinseyi is the source of this 742-nucleotide messenger RNA. Its product is annotated as cytochrome P450 4g15-like. Gene Ontology annotation, molecular function: iron ion binding; monooxygenase activity; oxidoreductase activity, acting on paired donors, with incorporation or reduction of molecular oxygen. Lineage: Eukaryota; Metazoa; Arthropoda; Insecta; Hymenoptera; Cynipidae. The transcript has 4 exons. The record is from RefSeq and is a predicted model, not a curated record. Bases 1 to 603 code for a protein of 200 amino acids.
AUGCUGCUUAAAUUCAUUUUAAUCGGCUUAUCCUACUUUUUUGGAAAAAUUUGUCCUCUACCCAAAAGACUUAAAGAUAAAGUUUAUGAGGAACUUUUUCAAAUUUAUGGCUCUGAGAGUUCGGAUAAAAGACCUGUAGAAUUUGAAGAUUUACAACAAUUGGAAUAUAUGGAAAGAGUAAUUAAAGAAACGAUGAGACUUUUUCCUGUGGUGCCUGUAGUUGCACGAAAGUUGUUGGAAGAUUUUUUGCUAGAUGGAUACAAUUUACCAAAAGGUUGUGGAAUACUGAUUUCAAUAUUUGCACUUCAUCGUAAUGAAAAAUAUUGGCCAGAUUCAUUAAAAUUUGAUCCAGAUAGAUUUCUGCCUGAAAGAGUUGAGAAACGAAGUUCAUAUACGUAUAUGCCUUUCAGUGUGGGUCCAAGAAACUGUAUAGGAAGUGUGUAUGCUAUGAUGUCAAUGAAGAUUCUAUUAGCUACUUUGCUUCGAAAAUAUGUUUUAAUAAAGGAUCACAUCACGCCAGUCAAGGAUAUGAAAGUUAAAGCAGAUGUUUUGCUUGACUCUGCUGAGCCCGUUACUAUGAGAAUUCAAAAGAGAGUGAAAUAAUCUACCUUAAAAAGCAUAUUUAGUUAAUAAAAAAUACAAUUCAUUACUAUUAUAUCUUAAAUAUUUUCAUUAAGAUUAUUUGUUCAUUUAAAAAACGUGAAUUGUUAUUAUAAGAAGCCAGGUAUAAAAAAACAAAUCU